This is a messenger RNA of Mycena citricolor, 1797 nucleotides long. NCBI's taxonomy places the organism in Eukaryota, Fungi, Basidiomycota, Agaricomycetes, Agaricales, Mycenaceae. The record is from the annotation of a GenBank genome assembly.
AUGGAAAGAAAUUACAAAUUGCCGAAAGAGGGAGGGCUGGAGCCGGGGGCAGAUCCUGCCGACAUCAUCCGAAAAUUCGAAAAAAUCUACACGAACAUUUACGAGAACGAAGCGAGCGGAGCCAUGUACGUGGCUCGGGAGAUCGCCGGCUGCAUCCGCGAGAAACAGUCGGCCGGAGAGAUGUGCGUACUGGGCAUGACGACCGGGAAAUCGCCGGUGGGCCUGUUCCGCGCGCUGGUCGAACUGCAUAAAAAAGAGGGGCUCAGUUUUCACAACGUAGUCAUAUUCAGCCUCGACGAAUUCUUCCCGAUCUCGCCGAAGGAGUUGCAGAGCCGCAAUUACUCGAUGCACGAGAGUCUGCUUGAUCACAUCGACAUCAAACCCGAGAACAUCCAUAUCCCGGACGGGACGCUGCCGCAGGACAAAGUCGAAACGUUCUGCCGCGACUACGAAGCGCUGAUCGAGCAGUACGACGGCAUCGACCUGAUGGUGCUCGGUACCGGCGUACAGGGGCAGAUCGGGUUCAACGAACCGGGCACCUACACCAAUACGCGGACGCGGCUGGUCGCCCUCGGCAACGAAAGCCGCAAGGCCGCCGCAUCGAUCUUCUACGGCAUCAACUACGUACCGCACAAGGCGAUCACGAUGGGACUGCGAACGAUCCUCGACGCCAAACGCAUCAUCCUGAUCGCGUGGGCGAAGAAAAAGCGAGCACCAGAACAUGGAAGUCGUGGUCGACGAAGGCGCCGCCUCGCAACUGACCCGUAUCCGCACGCCGUGGCUGGUCGGACGCUGCCUGUGGCCGAAACGUUUUAUCCGCACGGCCGUGCUGUGGCUGACUAUGUGGAUAACCGUCUCGGCCAGUUGCUCGAAAUCUCCGGCAUGGCCUACGACGAGAUCAAUAUCCAGGUAUUCAACGACCUGCAACACACGAUCACCGGAUGGCCCGGCGGCAAGCCGAACGCCGACGAUUCGACGCGUCCCGAACGCGCGCAGCCGUUCCCCAAACGCGUGCUGAUCUUCAGCCCGCAUCCGGACGACGACGUGAUCUCGAUGGGCGGCACGUUCCGCCGGCUGAUCACUCAGGGACACGACGUCCACGUAGCUUACGAAACGUCCGGCAACAUCGCCGUGCACGACGACGUGGUGCUGCAAACGAUCGACACCGCCCGCGAAUGCGGUUUCGAAGACAAAUACGACGAAGUGAAAGCGAUCAUCGCCGCUGAAAGGCUCGAUCCGCCGCGCCGAAGCGAAGGCGGCCUGCCGGCACAUGGGGCUGAACGACCGGACAAAUGUCCACUUCCUGAACCUGCCGUUCUACGAAACGGGAGGCGUCAAAAAGGGACUGCUGACCGAGAACGACAUUUCGCGCGUCGUAAAUUAUUGCAGGAACUCAAGCCCGACCAAAUCUAUGCCGCCGGCGACCUGUCCGACCCGCACGGAACGCACCGCACCUGCAUCGAAGCGGUCAUCGAGGCGAUGUACCAGAUACAGAACGAACCCUGGGUGAAAGAUUGCCGGUUCUGGCUCUACCGGGGCGCAUGGCAGGAGUGGGAUCUGGACAUGGUCGACAUGGCCGUGCCGCUCAGCCCGGACGAGGUGGUGCAGAAACGCCACGCCAUCUACCGCCACCUGUCGCAGAAGGACGUGAUGCCGUUCCCCGGCGAAGACAAGCGCGAAUUUUGGCAGCGCGCCGAAGAACGUACGCAGAAUACCGCCCGGAUGUACGACAAGCUGGGAAUGGCCGAAUAUCAAGCGAUCGAAGUAUUUGUCAGACUGGACCUUUUCAAACUAUAA